AUGUCGACUGUCAUCUUGGGCGGAGGCAUUAUCGGGGUCUCGACCGCCUAUUACCUCGCGCAGCAGAAGAAUACAUCCUCAUCUCCCCAAUCCAUCCAUAUCAUUGAAUCUUCACCAGCGCUGUUCGAAUCCGCCAGUGGAUAUGCUGGAGGCUUCCUCGCCCUCGAUUGGUUCGUCCCGGAAGUGUCAGACCUCGGGGCGCUCUCUUACAGGCUGCACCGUGAGUUGGCCGAGAAGCACAACGGUCCCAGGAGAUGGGGAUAUAGUGGGAGCCAUGUCUACAGCCUCACUCUGGAGGAGACGGGCGUCGAUGGGAAACGCAAGAAGACCAGAGGCGAAGACUGGUUAAUCGAGGGCACAAGCCGGGCCGGACUGGUGGGGGUCAAUUCCGAAGCGACCAGACCCCGUCAUGUUCCGGGCGCGGGCACUCUCAUGAAUGCCGAUGGCACCCCGGCUGUCUUCGCGCCACAUGUGGGAGGAACCCUGGAGACGAUUGCCGGCGCGGAAGAAUGUGCGCAGGUCGAACCGAGAGAGUUGUGCCAGUUCUUGCUGGAUGAGUGCAAAAAGAUGGGCGUCCAGGUGCACCUGUCUACAAGAGCUUCAGCCGUGUUGACCGACGAGAAGGGUGUCUUGACCGGACUGAAGUUACAAUCGACCAACCCAGAGACCCCGUCGGUGAGGGAAAUCGAUUGCAAAAACGUCGUGAUAGCGGCCGGGGUGUGGACGCCGAGAGUGUUCAAGACAUUGUUCCCGGAGAGUGGCUUGAGUGUCCCCGUCCAAGCCCUGGCUGGACACAGCAUCACCGUGAGGUCGCCUCGGUACACAAAACCGUUCAUUGACCCUCUCAAACGGAAACUCGGCGGCGGAGACGACAACUGGCUAUGCUACUCCAUCUACUGCCCUCCUGGUCCGCAUUUCUCGUACGCCCCUGAAGCAUACGCACGUCUAGCCCGCAAUGGAGAAGCCGAGGUUUGGCUCGGUGGCUUGAACCAUAACGACCUGCCGUUGCCGGAACUGGCGGUCGACGUGAAGAAGAUGAUCGACCCGGAAGCAAUCAAAGAUCUUCGCAAGACCACGGUGCAGCUCGUAGGAUUGGCCAAGAAAGGCGCUGAUUUGAACCAAGAUGACCUCGAGACUAUUCGGGAAUCACUUUGCUUCCGGCCGGUGAGCUCGACCGGAAAGCCAAUCCUAGGAAAAGUGCCCGAGAAGUAUCUCGGCGGUGUCCAUACUGGCAACGGCGGGGUCUGGAUUGCAUCAGGCCAUGGCCCGUGGGGAAUCAGCUUAUCCUUGGGGACUGGUUUGGUUAUGACUGAGAUGUUACUGGGAAAGAAGACCAGUGCUGAUGUUGGACCGUUCCAGGUCCCUUACCUUAGCGCAAAGUUGUAG
Capronia coronata CBS 617.96 is the source of this 1386-nucleotide messenger RNA. RefSeq lists its product as uncharacterized. The record is from RefSeq and is a predicted model, not a curated record. Gene Ontology annotation, molecular function: oxidoreductase activity. Gene Ontology annotation, cellular component: cytoplasm; late endosome. NCBI's taxonomy places the organism in Eukaryota, Fungi, Ascomycota, Eurotiomycetes, Chaetothyriales, Herpotrichiellaceae. The transcript has a single exon. Gene Ontology annotation, biological process: retrograde transport, endosome to Golgi. The coding region runs from base 1 to 1386 and encodes 461 amino acids.